CUCUCCGCGCGUCGCGGUGUUAGUACAUGUUAGGUGUUGGAUUUACCAUUAUUUCGGUGCAUUGUUUGAAACAUACGCUCAGCUGAUCAGUGACAUAACUAUAUGCUUCUAUACAACGUUACCUGUAGAGAAAAUAAAAAACACAAGAGUGCGAUCGCGUGUUCGAUCUCCAGGAACUAAAAAGGAGUCAUCUGUAAAUAUAAGCGUCGCGGAGGAGCGACCAAACGCGUGUGACUGAUCGAUACUUUUAAAUGAUAACAUGGUUUCAAUUAGGUGUUUUAGAAGACGGUGAGAUAGUGUGACUGUGGAAUUGUGUUGUGCGGUGAAUUUAAUUCAGAGUUCGCUCAAAGAGAUGCGGUUAGUGUAGUAAGAAUGUGGGGCGUGUGGAUACUGGGCGUGGCGUGCGUGGCGUGCGUGGCGUGCGCCGGCGCGCUGCAGCCGCGCUGUGAAGAGAUCACCAUACCCAUGUGCAGGGGUAUAGGGUACAACCUCACCUCCUUCCCGAACGCUCUGGACCAUGAUACUCAAGAAGAGGCUGGACUUGAGGUGCACCAGUACUGGCCCCUCGUAGAAAUCAAAUGCUCGGCCGACCUGAAGUUCUUCCUUUGCUCCGUGUACACUCCGAUAUGUAUAGAGGACUACCCGAAGCCCCUUCCCGCCUGCAGGAGCGUCUGCGAGCGCGCGCGGGCCGGUUGCGCCCCCCUCAUGCAGAAAUACGGCUUCCAGUGGCCCGAACGGAUGGCCUGCGAGAAACUCCCGCGUCAAGGAGACCCCGACCGCCUCUGUAUGGAAGAGACCGACCGCGCACAAGAACCUGAACCGCCGCGGCCUCCGCCGCGAAGGCCCUACAAAAACCAUUGUAAGGAUCCAAAAAACUGCGAAAGCGGCCCGGCUGCAAGCCCGGGCGAGGGCACAAGCGAGGAGUGCGCGUGCGCGUGCCGGCCGCCGCUGGUCAGCGUGCGAACGCUACACAACGCCAGCGCCACCACAAGCGGCGUGCCGGCGUGCGCGCUGCCGUGCCGCGGCGCCUUCUUCACGCGCGAGGAGAAGGAGUUCGCGGCGGUGUGGGUCGCGCUGUGGGGCGGCCUCUGCGCGGCCUCCACUUUAAUGACUCUAACCACAUUCAUCAUUGACUCGCAACGCUUCAAGUAUCCGGAGCGCCCGAUCGUGUACCUCUCUGCCUGCUACUUCAUGGUCGCGUUGGGCUACCUCGCGCGGCUCGCCAUAGGGCAUGAUGAAAUUGCGUGUGACGGCGCAUUGUUAAAAACUUCGUCAAAUGGCCCCAGUGCCUGCACCCUAGUCUUCAUUCUGGUAUAUUUCUUUGGCAUGUCGUCGUCUAUUUGGUGGGUGGUGUUGUCGUUCGCAUGGUUUUUGGCCGCCGGACUCAAAUGGGGCAACGAGGCGAUCGCCGGCCACGCCCAGUACUACCACCUGGCCGCUUGGCUGAUACCCGCAGCGAAGACUGUGGCGGUGCUACUCGCCGGAGCGGUGGACGGGGAUCCAGUCGCCGGUAUAUGCUACGUGGGUAACACGUCUUCAGAAAAUUUGAAACGAUACGUGCUCGCCCCGCUGAUAGUGUACUUCGCCCUCGGAGCGACGUUCCUGCUGGCCGGCUUCGUGUCUCUAUUCAGAAUACGCUCAGUGAUCAAGCGGCAGGGGGGCGUCGGCGCCGGCUCGAAAGCGGACAAGCUGGAGAAGCUCAUGAUACGAAUCGGCGUGUUCAGCGUGCUGUACGCCGUGCCCGCCGGCGUCGUGAUCGGCUGCUUCGCGUACGAGGCGGGUGGCCGUGAGGCGUGGCUCAAACGCGUCGCGUGCGGCCCCGCGUGCGGCGGCAAGCCCAUGUACUCCGCGCUCAUGCUCAAGUACUUCAUGGCGCUUGCGGUCGGCAUCACGUCGGGCGUGUGGAUCUGGUCUGGCAAGACGCUGGAGUCGUGGCGGCGCGUGUGGCGCGGCGGACGGGCGCCGGGCCACCGCGCACUUGUGAAGGGCGCCGUGUGACGCGAGGCGGCGGGCCCCGCGCCCGCGCCCCCGCUCGUGCCGCCGUUGGCGCCCCCGCUCGCGCCCUCGCUGGCGCCCACGCUGGCUCCGCCGCCCGUCGCGCCCUCCGCGCCCUCCGCUCGCUCCGCACAGCCCCUCUCAGACUACGGACCCGUCUAAUUCUGGGACUUCUCGAAGGGACUAGCUUAAUCAAUGAAAUCGACUCGGAUAACCUUUGUACAUGAAUUAUGAAAGUAAUAAGUGAAUAGCUUAGUUUACUUUCGUGCGUUCCCGAAAUAUGAAAGUGACCUCAAGUAUGAAACUGUAAGAUUUCUCACAUGUACUGCGACAGAAUAGAAAAUGACUCAAAACUAAAAACUAGUCUAAUAUCACUGAGGACAAAAUAAAACCCUUUAUACAGAGCUGUCAAUAAUGGACCAUUAUACCUAUCUCGGUGUAAUUUUGUAAGUUGACAUUUGAAUAAUCUUAAAAUGCAAUUUGUAAGAUGGCUAACUGUACGCAAAUUCUCAUAAUGAAAUCACGCGAAACGAAAUAGUACCCCACAAAGAAUCCAGUGCAGCAAUAGCAACGAACAGUAUAUACGGGUCCCCAAAGUGCCAUCCGCGGCUCGCGCAAGACAUUAGCUCUCGACGACUAUGUGAUAUACGUACGGAAUGUGCGACUUAUUCUAGUGUGUGAUUGUGCGCCGCGCUUUGUCUAGUCUUAGCAUAUAAAACGCGCGGCGGUGACGAACGUAAAUACGUAAUAGUUUAAGGACGGCAGUGAUGUUUCGAACGACUAAAGUGCGACUUUUCGUCGCACGAUAAUGCUGCGACUAUUUUGUCGCACAUCAAAAUAAAAAUAUAUUAACAGAUUUUCUGAACCUGUGAUUCCUCUUAAUAACUGCUAACUGAUACAUUUUAUACAAUUAAUAAAUAGAAAAAUAAUUUCUUAAAUUUCCUAGUGAGUAUGUGUAAAACUGUGAAAAUGAGAUUAUGUAACACGGGAUAUAACCGCUAAAAUAGCUAAACAACGGAAGCAGAUAUUAAGUGGAAUUACAUGACGCGCUGGAUUAGUUCAUUUACGGAGGUGUUUUAUAGUUGUUUUGUAAGCAUUUUGUACCAAUCAAUGUGAACCGAUCAUAACAAUGUUAUUGCAAAAACUUUUGAUAAGUUGUAGAUCUGAAUAAACCGGCUGAUUAAAAGUUUCUGUAAGCAACUUCAUGGACUGUUUGUCACUGCCGACAAUAAUGUACUCGUGUUUUUGAAGAUUGCGCCCUGCUGUCUCGCUCUAACCUAUUUGUAUCUUAGCGUUACAGUGAGACGGCGAUACUUCGAUACACGCGUUUACUGAUAUGUAUGAGACUAAUUUACUUAUACGUUUAAUAUCUGGGUAUAUGUAUGUUAUAAUAAUUAAUUAUGUUAGCAAUAAGGUUGUAAAAUUGUACGUAAUAAUAUAUUGUAUCUAUGAUUGUGGUAUACGUAAUAAUUUAAAAUUAAAUAUUUCUAUUCAUCUUGGAUGUAAUUUAAGUAGGUAGUUCUUGGAUACCGAACGUUUACUUGAAACGGCCGAUAGAGGGCGUUGUUCUCAAUAUGCUACGCCAUCUGUUGGCGAGUAGUUAAAAUUUCACACUGCCAUCUAUUGUACAAUAGUAAGACUUUUUCCCUAUUUGCUACUUUUCUAUUGUAAAAAACAAAGUGCAAUAGUUUCGAUGUCAAUUGAAUGGAAAUAAUUUUAGUAUAUGUACACACGAACACCGCAGCCUAAGAAAAAGAAGAAUGUAAUUUAUUUUAUAUCCUAACUGUAGAUAAAUAAAGCGACU
Messenger RNA from Zerene cesonia (dogface butterfly), 3799 nucleotides. It is a transcript of the gene fz2, whose product is annotated as frizzled-2. The coding region runs from base 373 to 1998 and encodes 541 amino acids. The transcript is spliced from 3 exons. Gene Ontology annotation, cellular component: plasma membrane. The record is from RefSeq and is a predicted model, not a curated record. NCBI's taxonomy places the organism in Eukaryota, Metazoa, Arthropoda, Insecta, Lepidoptera, Pieridae. Gene Ontology annotation, molecular function: Wnt-protein binding; Wnt receptor activity. Gene Ontology annotation, biological process: non-canonical Wnt signaling pathway; canonical Wnt signaling pathway.